AUGAAGGAGAACGUAGCGGGCCAGACAAAGGAGGAGAAAGACAAGAAAGAUGGGGAUGGAACAGAGGGACGGACGGAUUUCCCCGGAAUUCUGCCUCCGCCGGCCGGGGGGGCAGCGGAGGCGAUUUCUCCGCCAAUCACUGUUUGCCUUUUCCAAGAGAACUCAGUCGCCACGGACAUUCUGAUCCACCGCUCCUUGGGCUUCUAUGAUACGAGGGAAAUGGCUGUCAAUAAGUCUUAUCUUGCCCCUCUACGGUUGGUCGACAUAGUCGAUCGUCCAAGAAAGGACAGCCGGAUGAUUAAUCUGAUGCAGCAAAGUUGUGGGACUAAGACAAUGCAAUGUAUUAAGACCACGUCGAGUAAGGAGACAACCGUGAAUACCAGCCGAUCGAAAGGGGUAUUCAAGCCGACACAAAAGAAGGGAAUCGAUUCAAGGCUGGUAGGAUAUUGUCAUAAUCAAACAAGAAGCGGGCACAUCCAGGGGAAGUUCCAAAGUGUCGCAGCCAUAGCUGUGUUAUCCUCGGGUGGUCGGGGAAAAGCCGAGUUAGGUAUCCGUAAAUGA
Molecule: messenger RNA, 561 nt
Organism: Aspergillus saccharolyticus JOP 1030-1
Lineage: Eukaryota; Fungi; Ascomycota; Eurotiomycetes; Eurotiales; Aspergillaceae
Exons: 8
Coding region: 1-561 (186 amino acids)
Source: RefSeq, a predicted model, not a curated record